Molecule: messenger RNA, 2311 nt
Organism: Dichomitus squalens LYAD-421 SS1
Lineage: Eukaryota; Fungi; Basidiomycota; Agaricomycetes; Polyporales; Polyporaceae
Exons: 4
Coding region: 320-2311 (663 amino acids)
Source: RefSeq, a predicted model, not a curated record
CUCGCGAUUCGACUCCUCUGCCUCGGCUCUGCGUUCUACUAGGCUCUCUUGCUGGCUGUCUCUGUGUCUGUGUGCACGGAUCAAGCUGGCGAAGCUGAUCAAUAGCACAUGGCACCGCUCGCACGGUAGCUCCCUGGCGGACGCCGAACAAGUGCAUUGACUGCAUCAUCAUCCCUCCCGGCCAAUGUCGCCCUAGCCCCGCCCCUUAGCCGUCUUUGUCUGCCUCCUCGGCGACUCUCUGGCUAGGUCGCUCAGCCUUACCCUCCUCCACUUGUCCUCUGGCUUGCUCGCGGUGCCCGUGCGCGUCGAUUCAAACAAGAUGAGGGCGCCUUCAUCAGCGCUCCUCGACCAUCCCCGUUCCCUCGAUGCUCGGACAACCGUAACUCUCCGCGCAGAGGCCACUAACACCCGUAUGAUAUAUUCUGGUCGCUGGAUCAUCAACGAGACUGGCGCUCAUCCUUCGUAUCGAAUCGGAGACUCCGAGGCUGCGUCGAUCACUUUCUACUUUGCCGGCUCGUCGCUAUCCGUCUUCACAAUCGGUCUACUUGACGAGGAACCCUCCGAGAACACGGCACACUUCCAUGCCACAUACAUGGUUGACGGGCGGGAAGACCUGUGUACUCCUUCACAACGCUCGUCGCACGCCGCGUCUCCCGUCAUAGCCCUGGUUGACUGUCAUGCACCUCCGUCUGCAGGUCGGCAUGUUUUCCUCCUUAGUGCACGCUCUCCGUCCUUUAGCUUCUCGCACAUCGAGAUAUACCUCGCACCCUCACCCGCGCCUACACUUCCACCCUCUCCCAACCAGCAAAUGGACCCCCGACCUGUCCUCCGACACUAUCUCGAUGGCCCUUCGCGCGUCGUGCACCGUCGUGACGGCGAUUCGCCCGUGUCCCAGUCUUCUCCCACAGGUGAACCCACCGCGUUCAGCCCCACCGGCCAGCUCAUGCCGCCCUGUCCCUUCACACCCGACUGCGACAUUCCUGGCCCCAGCUGCAUCAACCCCGGUCUUCCCUCAAGCUGUUCAUUCCCAUUUCCUCCAUCUGGUAUCAGCUUACCUACUGCUUCCUACAACUCCAACGGGGUCACAACUGAGACUGCGACCGCAACCGUCAGCAGUAUGACGAACACCUUCCCGGUGCCUAGCGCGGUGUCCAUGCCACCAGAGCCCUCAUGGCCUAUGCCUUAUCCGCCGUACCCUCCUCAAAGCUGGCCCGAGGCUCCCUCCGCGACUAGCUCACAGGCAUCCUCAUCAUCGAUAGGGGACAUGUCCAUCUCGCGCGGUCUAACUCCUGGGGGCAUCGCGGGGAUCGUAGUGGGAAGCGUCGGCGGGGUUCUAUUGUUAACGUUGUUCGUGUGGUUGCUAAGGAGGGGGACAUUUGGGAGCGGGACGUUGUUUGGGUUCAGGUAUGGGGAUGCGCGGUAUUCAGGGUGGAAGGCCGGUGUGACAGGGACGGAGAUGAGGAAGAGGGAUGUGGAAGGAUAUGUUACCGAUCCCGUAUCUUCUUCUGAAGGCUCGACUCUCGCCGCUCCCUUCGUCUCCGCGACGAAGCCCCCUCCCUACUCCCAAGACUCUUUCCAAGCCUCAUCCGCUUCGUCCCUCCGUAAACCGCCCCCUUUACCCGCAUUUUCACCCACACCCCCCUGGUCGACGUCAUCGUCCGCGUUCGAUCACGUAUAUGCCGUCAGCUCCGUCUCCGGGGCGUCCUGCUCCCAUACCCAGACAUACUCCGUCUCGAUGUCCGUCUCGGACAUGUCCACGCUGGUCUCUGAGCCCGUCCAGUCUCGCCCUCGAAGCUCGACGACGUACACAAACACGAGUCGGCUCAGCGUAGGCCCGGCGUAUGCCUACCGCCCGGUGCCCAUUCCUGAGCGAGUACGGAGCCCCCCGUCGACGGUAUCGACAUCUAUGGUCAGCUUCGAUCGCUCCGACCUCGAUGGCCCGGCCCCGGAUGUGGCCCCGUCGGAAACGGGGUCGGCGGAGCCGGAACCAGAAACCGAGACCGAAGGGGAGUCGCACUGGGAGUUGAUGACCGUGGAGAGCGAGGUUCCGUUCGCGCACGCGAGGAGAGCAAGUGGGACAGGUCGUCUUGGUGAGGGUGGCCCUCCGCUCGAUUCUUCUCAGCCGCCGACCGUUAUGCCGGCCUACUACCGGGUGUUCGUGAUAGAUUCACUCGUCGGAAAGCGUGGCUCAUCCGAAUCGGAGUGGACGACGAUGCGCUGCGCCUCGUCUGAGGACGGAAAGCUCGCGCGAGUGCGAGCGGUAUCCGCCAGCCUCGACCCAUGGUUGUCCGCCAGCGCCGGAGCGCGCUAG